AUGGGCAGGGGCAAGAGACUGGUGCGUAACGCAUCUCGACCAGGCAGAUUGGAACGCGCUGUCUCAGGUCCGAUGAACGACAGAGGUCAUGCGGGAGAUGCUGACUUGGAGGUAGAAGUGGCACCGGAAGAGUGGUCGGCCGCGUUGGUGGUGGACUGUAAAAAGAUGGACGGUUCCAUUAGGUCACAGACCCAGGAAGCUCAGGUUGCAACGAGUGGUAUUGCGGCCAUGUCACCUGGUGUGCAGCUGAAAGGGCACUUCAGUUCUGCAUCCGGGGCAGCAUCAAUGGUUGGCCAGGAAGCAAACACAGAUUGGGCUUUGCAGCACUCCGUGUCGGAGACCCAAAAAACUGCAUCUGAUGGUACCGAGGCCAUGUCAACUCAGGCAAUUUUCGACAGGCAAAUUUGUGCGUUUGUGGAAGUUACUAAUAGGCUUAGAGCCACCCGAGCUCGAGCUCAAAUGGCCGACGAUCUCAAACUUGACCCGCUGCAAAAGCCAGAUGUAGCCCGGCUCCAAAUGGAGAACGAGCAGCUGAGAAGAGACAACACAAGUUUGAAGUUGCAAAAUCAAGCUCUGCACCGACUUAUGCAAGCCUUGCCGCCGGCAGUUUGCCAGACUGCAGCCUGGAUUCGCGACGAGUUGCCGCGCCUCCUGAAGUCUGCUGCCAUGCAGCCUCGCGGGAUUCGUACUCAAAUUCCGAUCUUGGCAUUGCGGCACACCCACAAGUCUGUCAAUGCAGCGCUCGCAUUCGGUGAUGAUCAUGAAAAUGCCCAGGAGAAUAUCUUGAAGCUGUUUGACCAGCUUUUUCGAGGCCACGUGCAGCCUCAUGAAGUGGAAGAGUUACAAGGCAAGCUUCCCCCAGAUGUCACAGAUGAUCUUGGCAUCCGCUCCCGGAACAAUCGCAGACUUCUUGCGCUCCGCGCCUUACAGAGUUGUAGACUGGACGAAUGCAUCUAUGUGCCUUGCAUCGCACGUUCUCACGAGGCAUAUUUGGGCGAUGCUAGUUUCAAGCGCUGGUUUGACAAAGGCGAUGAUGGCGAUUCAGGCUGGUCAAUCCACAGCAGAGAGGGACAAUCGAAACACCGUGGAGUGCCGAUCUUCAAUAACGCGGCUGCUGCCAAGCGUGGCUUGAAACGCUUAGCCGAGCGACAGAAAGCCCGUGCCAAUCCCGAUUGGCAUCGGAUUGAGCAGGUCGAAAGCUGUCUUCGUGAAAUCAAGCUGCGGCCAGUCUCUAGGGACAACGAAGAGGAGACACUGAGCUUUUACAGCAGAUCUGAGCACGCCGAGUCGUCGCGUCAGGGACAUCAGGAGCGCCAGUGGGAUGGAGACACAAGACGGAGUUGGGGUAAUCAUGGUCAUGCCGAUGUCGUGUCGGAGACGCGUGGAAGGCAAGUGCUUGGAACGAAGGUUACGCCCAUCACAACGAAGUCGACGAAUCCGGCAAAGCAAGUUCCUGGCGCGGAGGCUAUGUUGACGGAGCCGACGAAACCCUGCAGGCAAGUUCCGGGAAGGAGGGCCAUGGCGGCUAUGGCCGUGCUGACGACCAAUCCAGGCAACCCGAAGCCUCAAGGACCAAGCAAGGCUCGUUGUCCACACUGGAAGAGUCCUCCAUGA
Messenger RNA from Symbiodinium sp. CCMP2592, 1614 nucleotides. Lineage: Eukaryota; Dinophyceae; Suessiales; Symbiodiniaceae. The record is from the annotation of a GenBank genome assembly.